AUGCGUGUUUGGAGGUGCAGAACUAUCAUUCUGAAUCCAAGCGUGUCUUUGUGUAGUUGGUGUGUUUGCGUCAGUGGGCGGCUCCAUCAACAGCAGCUAUAAGAGCAGACUGAGAUCUGAAGCGGCUCAUCCUCGCUGAUCUUCUCUUCCUCUGACAGACGCGAUGCAGGCGCAGGAGUACAUGAUGAGAGGGAAGGAGAUGGUGGAUUUCAUCCAGCAGUAUCUCACACAGAUCCGUGAGCGGCGGGUCGUUCCAGACGUUCAGCCGGGUUUCAUGCGUCCUCUGCUGCCCAGCAGCGCUCCGUAUGAGCCGGAGGACUGGAGCAGCAUCAUGAAGGAUGUGGAGAACAUCAUCCUGCCCGGAGUUGUUCAUUGGCAGAGUCCUCACAUGCAUGCGUAUUUCCCUGCGCUCACCUCAUGGCCGUCUCUGCUGGGUGACAUGCUGGCAGACGCCAUCAACUGCCUCGGCUUCACCUGGGCGUCUAGUCCAGCGUGCACUGAGCUGGAGAUGUGUGUGUUGGACUGGUUGUGUAAAGCGCUCGGGUUGCCAGAUCAUUAUUUACACCAUCAUCCACAGAGCAGCGGAGGAGGAAUCCUGCAGAGUACGGUCAGUGAGUGUACGCUGGUCGCUCUGCUCGCCGCGAGGAAAGACCGAAUCCUGCAGAUGAAGAGUGAAUGCACACAUGCCGACACGGACGAGUCAGUGCUGAACUCCAGACUCAUCGCAUACGCCUCCGAUCAGGCUCAUUCGUCAGUGGAGAAGGCCGGUCUGAUCACUCUGGUGAAGAUCAGAUUCCUGGAGACGGACGAGGCGUUUUCUCUGCGUGGAGAAACCCUCGUCUGUCUUAUGCUGUAA
This is a messenger RNA of Sinocyclocheilus grahami, 856 nucleotides long. RefSeq names its product histidine decarboxylase-like. The transcript is spliced from 7 exons. Gene Ontology annotation, molecular function: pyridoxal phosphate binding; histidine decarboxylase activity. Gene Ontology annotation, cellular component: cytoplasm. Gene Ontology annotation, biological process: L-histidine catabolic process; histamine biosynthetic process. The coding region runs from base 164 to 856 and encodes 230 amino acids. The record is from RefSeq and is a predicted model, not a curated record. NCBI's taxonomy places the organism in Eukaryota, Metazoa, Chordata, Actinopteri, Cypriniformes, Cyprinidae.